Messenger RNA from Maniola jurtina (meadow brown), 5200 nucleotides. It is a transcript of the gene ClC-a, whose product is annotated as chloride channel protein 2. The record is from RefSeq and is a predicted model, not a curated record. Gene Ontology annotation, molecular function: voltage-gated chloride channel activity. Gene Ontology annotation, biological process: transmembrane transport; chloride transport. Lineage: Eukaryota; Metazoa; Arthropoda; Insecta; Lepidoptera; Nymphalidae. The transcript has 24 exons. The coding region runs from base 468 to 3317 and encodes 949 amino acids. Gene Ontology annotation, cellular component: membrane.
GAUUACAACAGAUCGAAAUCAGUUUAUUGUGAUAAGCCGAUAAAUUCCUAGUUCACGGCCAAAUCGUCCCCGUUUCCCAAACAUUGAAUGCACGAACUGUCACCGCGUUCGGUAAAUAUUUGACAGCCAACAAUUGUCAUUUCAAUUCAAACUGUCAACUUCGCAGUCGGUCAUUGGACGAGAUGUGAUUUGAACGUGUUGAUUGUAGCUAUAUUUCCUGUUGCUCACGCGCAAUUUGCAUUAAAUCGCGUUUAUUCAAUUACAAAAUAAUCGUGUGAUACACACCGGACCAUGAAUAAGGAGGUGGUUACUGAACGGACGUCAUAAGUCAAAUCAAAGCCGGUUAAAAAAAAAAGUUACAAGUCCGCGGACCGCGCUCGGCCGACUGUGAUUUGCGGAGUGCAAAGUUUUCGCGUAGUGUAUUGUUUUGGAACUUAGUUUAUUUUGAUUUGUGAGGAACUGCAGCUAUGAAGGAACUGAAAAAGGAAGAAACCUCGGACGAUGAGUCCGGUCUGGGAUACCAGAACACUUUGAUGUAUGGUCGCUAUCAACGCGACCUAAGUGAAGCGGCAAGAGAAGAGGCUAGAAGACUCAGAAGACUAAGAAAGAGAAGACGGAAAGAUGACAAGCUGCGGCAGAAGGAGUUGGAGACGGGCAAACAUAGACCUAGGGGGAAAUUUUUUAAAGUAUUAGGUUACGUGUGGAGGCAUACGUUCGCGCGGCUCGGCGAGGACUGGGUGUUCCUGGCGCUUCUCGGCAUCAUCAUGGCGAUACUCAACUUUGCGAUGGACAAAGGCAUCGCUGUUUGUAAUAAUGCUCGAAUGUGGAUGUACAAAGACUUAGCCACGUCUACUUUCAGUCAAUAUGUAGCGUGGGUCUCCCUCCCUGUAUGCUUAAUUCUCUUCGCCGCUGGAUUCGUCCAUAUAGUAGCCGCUCAAAGUAUCGGUUCCGGUAUACCAGAAAUGAAGACAAUAUUAAGAGGUGUUCAUCUGAAAGAGUACCUAACGUUUCGUGCUUUAAUCUCUAAACUCAUUGGUCUCACUGCCACUCUUGGAUCUGGUCUGCCGCUUGGGAAAGAAGGCCCAUCAGUCCACAUAGCGUCAAUGGUAGCCGCAUUGCUGUCCAAACUGGUGACGACCUUCCAAGGCAUCUACAGCAACGAGUCGAGAACUACGGAGAUGUUGGCCGCCGCUUGCGCCGUGGGUGUCGCCUCGUGCUUCGCCGCUCCUGUCGGAGGUGUCUUAUUCUCCAUCGAAGUAACCACCACGUACUUCGCAGUCCGCAACUACUGGCGCGGGUUCUUCGCUGCUUGCUGCAGUGCUAUUAUGUUCCGUCUACUGGCGGUGUGGUCGGGCGCGAUGCCCACGGUCAAGCCACUGUUCCCCACCAACCUGCCUCAGGACUUCCCGUUCGACCCUCAGGAGUUCGCUGUGUUCGUAUUACUGGGUAUCGUGUGUGGAUUGAUGGCAGCGCUGUGGGUGUUCCUACAUCGGCAGUACGUACUGUUCAUGAGAAACACCAAAGUCCUCAGCAAUUUCCUACAGAAAAAUCGCUUCAUCUACCCGGGAUUCAUGACGCUGGCGGUGAUGUCGAUUCUCUUCCCGCCCGGCAUCGGCAAGUACAUGGCGGCCGAUCUGGGCAACCAGGAGCAGGUGUUGUCUCUAUUCGCCAACUUCACCUGGUCGGACAGUCUGACGGCGGAGCAAGCGGCCAUCGUGGACCACUGGCGGACGCCUGAAGUGGACCACUUCGGAUGCCUCAUCAUAUACUUUUUCUCUAUCUUUUUCCUGAGUAUGGUGGCUUGCACGCUACCUGUGCCGGCCGGUAUCUUCGUGCCGGCGUUCAAGAUGGGCGCUUCGCUGGGCAGGUUCACGGGCGAAGUGAUGCACUACUUCUGUCCGCUAGGUGUGGCCUACGGCGGGCACAUACAGAAGAUUCUGCCAGGUGGGUACGCGACGGUGGGCGCGGCCGCUUUCACCGGCGCGGUGACGCACACCGUCUCCACCAUCGUCAUCUGCAUCGAGAUGACGGGACAGGUGACCCACUUGCUGCCAAUCAUGGCAGCAGUUCUGGCAGCCAACGCGACAGCGGCGCUACUGCAGCCCUCGUGCUUCGACAGCAUCAUCCUCAUCAAGAAGCUGCCUUAUCUACCCGACCUACUGUCGUCUGCCAGCCGUAUGUACGACAUAUGCGUGGAGGACUUCAUGAUCCGAGACGUGAAGUACAUCUGGAACCGGAUGACCUUCCAGCAGCUCAAGGACAUCCUCAAGGAGAACAAGACAAUCAAGAGUUUCCCACUAGUGGACAGUCCAUCAUCUAUGGUUCUGCUGGGGUCUAUUCACCGCUGGGAGCUGGUGCGGGUGAUAGAGCAGCAAGUGGGCCGCUCGAGGCGCCUGCAGGUGGCGGCGCUGUGGCAGAGAGAGGCCGAGGCGAGGCGCCGGGACGAAGAGAAGAAGACGAGGCGCCCUUCCCGCUUCGAGGUGACGCCAGCGCCAGACAUGCUGCAAGUUCCCGGCAGUGGAAUGACCCGGGGCAGUUCCCUGACCACACAGGACCAGGGCGGCCUUAUACCAGCCCCUGGACAACUGUUCAGGCCAAAAUCGAUCCUCAAGAAGACAAAUUCGUUCACUUUGACCCGCGGCGGAGGGUUGGUGUCGCCCGGCAGCGGGCCGCAGACCCCCGUGGCACUACACCCCUCCGUUUAUACCACUGUCACCGGCGCGGAGACCAGAAUUCGGGCAGCAUUCGAGGCAAUUUUCAAGAGGUCUACCCUCUUGCCCGAUGUUGAAAGCGGGUUGACUGAACAGUUGGGCGGCUUGCCUCGCAGCCCCUCUAUCAACAAGAAAGUGCAAUUGCCUCGCGAGCGAGUGUGCGACAUGUCUCCAGAAGACCAAAAGGCGUGGGAGCAAAUGGAAAUGGCCAAAGAAAUAGACUUCGACCGGAUGCUGCAGAUCGCGAGAAAACGAGAAAUUCUACAAGACGUGGAUGAUUCGGAGUUCGAAGAUGAAAACCUGUACAUCUGCCACAUCGACCCCGCGCCCUUCCAGCUGGUCGAGCGGACCUCGCUGCUUAAGGUUCAUUCGCUAUUUUCGACCCUGGGCGUGAGUCGCGCGUACGUGACGGCCAUCGGGCGACUGAUAGGCGUGGUGUCUCUCAAAGAGCUCCGCAAGGCGAUAGAGGACGUGAACUCCGGAGCCCUAACCCCCCUGACUAGACCGGAGCCUCCCUCGCUGCCGUCCCCGGUGCUCAUCAAGGUCCCGCGCUCGGAGCCCGCGCCUCCCUCUGACAAAGACACUGACAAACUCACCACACACUGACAAAUCCACAGAAAAAAUAAUGAGACGAAAUAUACAAACGAUAUGAUAAGGAAAGAGACAAAUAUAGGUAACCAGCUGGUGCCCUCAAAUAUGACCGCGAAAGAUAAAUGACGAUUGAUACAGUAUUUUUAAUGUUAGUCACAAUUCUAAACUAAUGCGAGUUUUCUAAAUAAACUCCAUAGAUAAAAAUAUAUUACUAUCAUAUUUAUUAUAUUAAUUAUUGUUAAUUUUUUGUAAAUGUAAGCUAGUUAGUAAAUCAAUUUUUGACAGGAUUUCGCCAUCUUGAAUUUUUUCAAGGUCACAAAGGUUGUGUAUAUAUUUAGCUUUUUUAUUUAUACAUAAAUUAUUAUUAUUACUGUAAUAUAACAUGAAAUAUUUCAAUGUUUUUUUAAAUACAUUUUUUUUUAAUUGAUUUUUAUACAGUACUAGGCAGGAUAUAUUGUACAUCGAUCUUUAGAAAGAGAUAUAUUAGAGAAUAAUUGACAGAGACACCACUCUACAAAGCCGAAAGCUCUUUCUAAAGGUCGAUGUACAAUAUUUUUUGUCAGCUACUGUAGUCAUAUUGUGUUAGACAAAAUAUGAACCACGUGAUGAUUUAAAAUUUAAAUAAAUGAUUAUAUUUUUUGGAAGUAUCUAGACAAGCGGUCGUUUGAUAGUGAAAACUAAGAUUACAAGUUUUUUAUAGCUUUUAAAAUCUGUUUCUUAACGCUAACUAUUAAGGUUCAAUUUUUAAUGGAAUAAUUUCAUUUGAGGCUAAAUACUUUUUUUAAUCAAACGACCGUUUGUGGCUUUCUACACUUCCUUAUUUAAGAACGUGAAAUUGAUUGAUUGAGCGAUUUCCAGCAAUUUUUUUUUCGGUAAGGGGCGUGUUUUGCUGUUAGCAUUUGGUCUAGUUAAAAUCUUAACAGCGAUCUAAAUUUUUUCCAAAAUCGAAGGCUUGUGAUCGAAGAAAUCAUUCCAAAAUGUAUAAAAAAUUUAGUUUGUAAGCGUAUAAUUAUUUAAAAACUAAUUACAAAAAACCAAAACCUGCCAAGUCUAAAAGACAUUGAAAGUAUAUGAGAAAAGAAAACAUAAAAUUGUGCCAUUCUAUUUUACCACCGUUUAGCAAUCAUACAGUUCAGAAACAACAAUACAUCGCAGGUGACUGCUGCUAUUGUAGUUUUAGUAGUAUUUCAAAACCCUGAAAUCCUGAUGAUCGUAAAUAUUGUGGUUGACUAAAUUUAUGAUAACUAAGUAUUAUUGUUGGUAGAGCAAAUAUUUCAGUGGGCGCUAACCAUUGCGAGUCACCAACAAAUCACAAACGAAACUAUGUUUUCUAAUUGAAUUCCGAAUGUUUUUGAAAAUAUUUUCGAAUUGAAAUUCGAAAGUUUUUUGAAAACAUGUUUGUGAUUGGUUGGUCAAAACGAUUAACGCCAACCAACAGUUUAGUCUUUGUCAUUUCUAUGGGGUUACGUUAAUAAUAUUUUAAUAACAAGAUUGUAUUCAUGACUGUCUUUUGUAUGCCGUAAGGUAGAAUUUGGCAGAACCUAACAUUAGUAUUAAGAUCCGUAAACUAACCCAAAGCAAUAAAGAUGAAUUGAAUUGAAUUGUUGAAAUUAAUAUAGCGCUCUCUCCGUCUAAUUUCUUUCCUCGGAUUUUAGUACGUUUAUUUCUGAACUGGAUGAUUGCUAAGCUGUGAUUUUACUCAACAGCGUCAACUUUUGACCUAUUUAUAAUUAAAUGUAUUUUAAAACGUUUUUAGUUAAGGAUAAUGUCCAACUAUUAAGGCAACUUUGGAGCGAACGCCCAACUCUGUGAUGUUUUAAACUUUUAAAAAUAACUAUGUAAGUAACAGAUUUUUGUCUGUCUUUUUAUAUUUAAGGUGAAUUAUCACAUUACUGUUA